ACACCCACACGCCCUCCUAUUUUCUUCCACAAAGUUAAAAAAGCUGCAGUUGGGAGGGACCCUCCGAUAGCUUUGGUGGCCCAUUCUGUUCCUGCUGGAGCUGACAUAUGAAUGUGUUGGAGGAGGGGGGGAAAAUCAUCAUAUAUUCUCCUUUCAUACUGUUUAAAGCAUUGGAAGAAUCAGCUUUAAGAAAAAGAUUAAACCAAAAUGACAACUGCUCAAUUUGAUUGUCAAUACUGCACAGCAUCACUUCUUGGGAAGAAGUAUGUACUAAAGGAUGACAAUCCAUACUGUGUUUCAUGUUAUGACCGUGUAUUUUCUAACUAUUGUGAGGAGUGCAAAGAACCAAUUGAAUCAGAUUCCAAGGAUCUUUGUUACAAAGGCCGUCACUGGCAUGAAGGAUGCUUCAACUGUGCCAAAUGCAAUCACUCUUUGGUAGAAAAGCCUUUUGUUGCCAAGGAUGAGCGCCUGCUGUGCUCGGAGUGCUAUUCUAACGAGUGCUCCUCCAAGUGCUUCCACUGCAAGAAGACCAUCAUGCCUGGUUCCCGCAAAAUGGAAUUUAAGGGGAACUACUGGCAUGAAACCUGCUUUUUGUGUGAGCACUGCCGACAGCCGAUAGGAACAAAACCUUUGAUUUCCAAAGAGAGUGGCAACUAUUGUGUGCCUUGUUUUGAGAGGAAGUUUGCUCACUACUGCAGCUUUUGUAAGAAGGUGAUCACUUCAGGUGGGAUAACGUUUCGUGACCAGCCGUGGCAUAAAGAGUGUUUUCUGUGUAGCGGCUGUCGGAAGGAGCUCUGUGAAGAAGAGUUUAUGUCCAAAGAUGACUAUCCAUUCUGCCUGGACUGCUACAACCAUCUUUAUGCCAAAAAGUGUGCCGCCUGCACCAGACCCAUUACUGGUCUCAGAGGUGCCAAGUUUAUCUGCUUUCAAGACCGCCAGUGGCACAGCGAAUGCUUUAACUGUGGCAAGUGCUCAGUCUCUUUGGUGGGGGAAGGCUUCCUGACCCAGAACAAGGAAAUCUUCUGCCGCAAAUGUGGCUCUGGGGUAGACACUGACAUCUAGAAGGAGACAGUCCUUCCCCAACUGAAAUCCACCUUGCUUUUGUUCUCACUAAAUCCAGGACUUGAUUGGCGUUGUCUUUCUGACUUAAUUUUUAGAAAAAAAUUAAUGUAGAGUUUAUAGUGAGAGAGUUUUUGCACACAUUCUGAUUGAACUAUAAGAGUUCAAAAAAAGCACAGCCUAACAGAAAUAUGAAUAUAUACUAAAUCACAUAGGCACCUUUCCUUGCAAUAUACUGCACUCUGCUGUUAGAAAUUUAGGAAAAUAUUUUUUAUUGUAAUCGAGUGUAUGACCUAUACCUAGGAGUCAGGGAUGUUAAUACUGAAGACUGAUGUUUCUCAAAACUGCAGAGUAAAAAGGAAAUGAAGAGAUCAAAUUGAAAGUCAUACGUGAGAUUAAUAUUUGCAUUCCUAACUAGCUAAUUGUAGCUAUUUGCUAUGAAUUGUAGAAGAACAAAACUAAUCAGGGGAACUGAUUCGUAAUCAUCACAUUUAAGUACUCUGUCAUUUUAUCAUUCUUUUAUUGUUCACACACACUGACUUUGGAGUUGCAAAACAAAGCUGCCAUUUGCCCUCAUCCACCCGGCUUCCACAGCUGGUUGGUUACCAUAUUUAAUCAAUGGAAUCUGAGAAUUCUGGACACUAUGACUCUCAUUCUCUGCAUAGAUAUAAAAGAGUCCUUUUUACCUAGGGAUGGUCAAAGCAUAGGUUUCAACACAUUUUAAUAUUAAAUGCAUCUUCAAAGCCCACAAUGCUUUUUUUUUUCAUAAAUACUUACAGAUUCUGUGAAAGAAAAGUCUAUUCUUUCAAAGGAGCUAACCAGGGUAAUCAUUGUCCCCAAAGGCAAACCUUUAAAGUAAAUAGAUCAUUAAAUCAUCACUUGUGGAAAUGAGUUUUAGGGAAGGGACUGAGUGUUGGAACAUGACUUUCAUCCAGAUAACUAAAGGCAUAACAGAAUGCAUAAUUAGCUCUGAGCCUCAUGCAUUCUGCCUUCCAAAAUUACAAAGAUGAUUAAUGGGAAGACAUAAAAGUGGGCUUUAAAGAAAUCUGGUAAUAAUAAGAACUGAAAAAGAAUAAUUAAUUGCUGAUAAUUCAAGACCCGCAAAGCAGCACAAUACAGCAAUAAAGUCUGUAGAUGAGCCCCUGCCAAUGUUCCUCCACAACCGUGCCGCCUGCCACACCCGUGCCAGCCACCAUGCCCGCGACAACCCUGUCCCAGAGCUUCAGUCCUUGCAUGACUGUGAGGGGUACACUCAGCCCUCAGUUGCCAGCUUACAAACAAGUCACAACAAGUGUUUAUUGGUCACAGCCUUAAUGAAAAGCCCGUCACCAUGUGUUUAUACCAGACAUCUAUUGAUGAUGACCCUACCUGGCUGCCCCUGGACAAUAUUUUCCACAUUAUGUGGAAUAAAUGGAAAGCAAGCUCUGUUCUCCACACUCAGUUAUCACCUUCGGUUAGAGUGUCACUUGGAUGGAGUAGAGAGAGGUCAGGAGAAGAAACUCACAUUGACCUAACAUUUUUAUAAGUGUUUACUUUCAGAUUACUGCAUAGCUUUAAAGGUUCUGAUUGAAAUCUAAUUAUAUGCUGUGGCUGAUUACAAGGAUUAAAAUAGUAUCACAGGAAAUUCAAUUUAAAUGGUUAUGGAAGCACAAGUUUUGAAACAGUUUAAAAUGCAAGGACAUUUCGAGAUGCUAGCAAUUUAGAGAUACUAAUUAAAGGUCAGGAUGUACGUAGGCUAUUUGAAAAAUAUAAUUGUCUUUUUUGCCAAGAUAUUUCCUCAUAUUCACAUUAUUAAAUGUAGGCAAAAGUAUCGAUAUUUUUCCUGCAUUGUUUGAAAUUGCACGUGUGGAACUGAAUAUGCCAAUUGUUCUAUGAUCCAGAAAAUAACCAUGUAUUAUAUACACAGAAAACCAAGCCAUUCUGAAUCUGGAUAGAUAUACCACAUGUAAUACUGUCUCAGUUAAUCAAUUAUAAACAAACAUACAAAAUGUAAUGGUUUUUCUUAGUUAAACAAUUGGUAACGUUUAGGCAUUUUGCUGUGGGAGGUUGCGGGGGUUGGUGUAAGUAUGCACGUGAUCAGGCUUGUGUUCAAUCUUUCCAAUUAAAAUUCACAGAACCAUUUGCAAGACA
Camelus dromedarius (Arabian camel) is the source of this 3189-nucleotide messenger RNA. RefSeq names its product four and a half LIM domains 5 (gene FHL5). Gene Ontology annotation, cellular component: nucleus; Z disc. NCBI's taxonomy places the organism in Eukaryota, Metazoa, Chordata, Mammalia, Artiodactyla, Camelidae. The transcript is spliced from 6 exons. Bases 208 to 1062 code for a protein of 284 amino acids. Gene Ontology annotation, biological process: positive regulation of transcription by RNA polymerase II. Gene Ontology annotation, molecular function: transcription coactivator activity. The record is from RefSeq and is a predicted model, not a curated record.